AUGCGCCCUUCUCUUGCUCUUCGGGCCUUCCGCCCUACGGCCCGCAUGAUGCGCCCCGUUCCCAAGGAGGACCAGGCCGGCCACACCGUCUCCCAGCGCCUCCGCAAGCUCAAGCAGAUGCCCGCCGAGCUGUACCCCCUCUUCGUCGUCGUCGGCUUCGCUCUGGGCGCCGCUGCCUACUCAUGCUCGCGCAAGUUCUUCGUCGACAAGAACCUGCGACUGUCCCGACAGGGUGCCGCUGCCCGCGCCGCCCAGAGCCACACCGAGCACGGAGAGCACUAA
This is a messenger RNA of Trichoderma citrinoviride, 282 nucleotides long. RefSeq lists its product as hypothetical. NCBI's taxonomy places the organism in Eukaryota, Fungi, Ascomycota, Sordariomycetes, Hypocreales, Hypocreaceae. The transcript is spliced from 4 exons. The record is from RefSeq and is a predicted model, not a curated record. Bases 1 to 282 code for a protein of 93 amino acids.